Messenger RNA from Triticum turgidum subsp. durum (durum wheat), 1887 nucleotides. The record is from the annotation of a GenBank genome assembly. NCBI's taxonomy places the organism in Eukaryota, Viridiplantae, Streptophyta, Magnoliopsida, Poales, Poaceae.
AUGAAACCACUUUCUGGUGAGAACUCUAAAAGAUUAUUCUUUUCUAGAACAUUUGGUGACGAUCAAAGCGUCCUUCUUGAUAAACAAUAUGAUGAAAUGUCCAAGAAAAUUUUAUGGAGAUGUGGUGGUGUGCCAUUAUCUAUCACUACAAUAGCUAGCCUGCUUGCUGGGAAACGAAGGGAGGCCUGGUCCGAGGUAUAUGAAUCUAUUGGUUUUGGGCAUGAAAAGAAUGAAGCUGUUGAGAACACGAGAAAAAUUAUGUCCUUUAGCUAUUAUGAUCUGCCCUCUUGUCUAAAGACAUGUUUGUUGCACUUGAGAAUUUUUCCUGAAGAUACCACCUUCGGGAAAAAAACAUUAAUAUGGAUGUGGAUUGCAGAGGGUUUUAUCAUUGAUAAACCAGGGACACAAUUAUUUGAGUUGGGGGAGAGCUACUUGAAUGAGCUUGUAAACAGAAACAUGAUCCAACAGGUAGAGCCACGUCAUAUGGGAAGCCUAUCUGGUUGCAGUGUUCAUGAUAUGGUGUAUGAUUUAAUAUGCUCCUUGUCAAGUCAAGUGAACUUCAUCACAAUAUAUGAUAAGCACCAACAGGCAGUCACAUUUUCGCGUGUCCGUAGAUUAGCCAUUCACAGAGGAAGUAUGGAGCAGAUUAACCCUGGCAUGGAGAUGGGACAUGUGAAGUCAUUCAAUGCUGUGGAGUGGCGAAACAUCAGGAUGCCCUCCCUUCUGAGCUUCAGAGCAUUACGUGUACUGGUGUUUUUCAAAUGUGGUUUUUCUACGGGAAGUUGUGAUCUGAAGCAUGUUAGAAAGUUGGUUCAUCUGAGGUACCUUGGGCUAGUGGACACACCUGCUGUGGAGCUACCGAAAGACAUAGGACAUGACCUCAACUUCCUGCAAACGCUGGACGUCAGGGGAAGUGGCAUAAAAGAAUUGCCGCCAACCAUCGGUGAGCUAACUAAACUGAUGUGCUUGCGUGCUAGCAAGGGUACAAGAUUUACGUCCGAGAUAGGGAAGCUCACCUCCCUCGUUGAGCUGGACCUGUCCUCGGCUGACAAGUCCGCACACUUGUUCACACAGCUGGGUAAUCUGAGGGAGGUGAGGACGCUCAAUAUAUGGUUUGAACCGAUAGACGAGAGCUGCAGGCACAAGGAUCUGGUGGGUUCAUUGGGCAGCAUGCGCAGGCUCCAGCAGCUGAGGGUCGGGUUUCACUCAGCGAAGGAAAUCCUUGUCGACGGCUGGGAAGAGUGGACGCCCCCUUCGCUGCUCCGUGAGCUGGGGUUGUAUCACAUACUUUUACCCAGGCGGCCGUUGUGGCUGGACUCCUCGUGUGUUCCGCUCCUCUCCACCCUCAGGUUGGAACUGGAGGUGGUUUCGGAACAGGAUAUGCAAAUCCUCGGGACGCUCCCUUCCCUCCGCCACCUCUACCUCCAGAUAUACAAGAUGAAGGUGUUUUCGUAUACUGUUGGUAGCGACGAGUUUCAGAAACUGAGGCAUCUUAAAAUCACUGUGGAGAUCAUGACAUGUGGAGAGGGAGUCCUACCAAUGCUUGAGGAACUGAGAUGUUGUGCCACCGUGAGAGGAAAGGGCGGUUUUGGUCUGAUGCCAGGAAACAUGCCCUGUCUUCAGCAUGUCACCUAUGAGCUUAACUGCCAGCAUAGCACUGCUGACGAAGUGGAAGAGGCAGAAAUAGCCAUGAGGUACAUGGCCCAAAUCCACCCCAACCACCCCACGCUGGAAAUAGAAAGAAUCAAUGAGGAUUAUGCCGGACCUGCGGAGGUUUCAGCUCCCCACAAGGAGGUAUGUAAUGUGCUAUACGCGGACUGGAUACAUGCAUACAUAUCAUACAAUAGUGCUACUUUAAAUCGAUCGUUGCAACUUUAUUUUGUGUAA